CAUAUAAGCAACUAGAAUCUUUCUGGGGACUCCUGACCUGUAAGGAGGUAUAUAUUAUAUAAACAAUAGCUAUACUUAAGACUUUGUCAUCUAUAUAACAUUCCCAAAACCCCAACCAGAGGAUUUUUAAGGUUCUUUUAGAUUAUCUACUCCCAAGAACUCCUGACAGUGUAUCACUUUUAGCAUUUAAAACUCAAAACACAAUCACCUUCUUUGGCCGUAUUUUUUCCCUCCAAAACAGCACAGAUGAGUUUGAGGGACAUUGAGGCUACACUGCCUCCAGGGUUCAGAUUCUACCCUAGUGAUGAAGAGUUGGUCUGCCACUAUCUAUACAAAAAGAUUGCUAAUGAAAGAGUCUCCAAAGGAACCAUGGUGGAAGUGGACUUGCAUACAUGUGAGCCCUGGCAACUACCAGAUGUGGCCAAGCUGGGAGCUAAUGAAUGGUACUUCUUCAGUUUCCGGGACCGGAAAUACGCGACCGGACUGCGAACCAACCGGGCGACGAUGUCGGGAUACUGGAAGGCGACCGGAAAGGAUCGGCCGGUGCAUGAACCCAUCUCCCAUGCAAUUGUAGGGAUGAGGAAGACUUUGGUUUUCUAUCGCAAUAGAGCUCCAAAUGGGAUUAAGACUGGUUGGAUCAUGCAUGAGUUUCGUCAGCAGAACCCAUUCUUGCCUCCUAAGGAAGAUUGGGUACUGUGCAGAGUCACUUACAAAGGCAAGGGAGAGCGCAUGGAGAUGCCUACCCUGGAAAAUGAACUUGACACAUCAACCAGAGCCUCUCCUCCAAAUUUCUCCACAUCAUCAUCUCCUCCCAUUUACCAACCUCUUCCAUAUGGGUCCCAACAAAUCAACCCAUUCCCUCAAUUCCUACACCAUCAAGACCACAAUUUGCUAAAUUUAGCAGUAUUGAAUUCCAAUUCUCCACAGGAAGAGAUCAUUAACAAACCCUUCUUUGAGAUUCACUCUAGAAGUGGUGAUGAGUAUGGAUUUUUACUUGAUAUGGGUUUGGAAGAUCACAACUUCAGGAAUGAAGAGGCUGCUUCAAGCUUAGAGGACAUGAAAUUUGAUGAUUAUGAUAGUAUGGUUAUUAUCUAGAUUGGGUUAAGAAGGGAUGAGAGGAUGAAUAAGUAUAAUAUUGAUAAUAAUUAAAUUUAAUAUAAACCCUACCCCAUUUCAUUUGUUCAUGCAUUUUCAUUUGUUUCUGUAAUUAUAAGAAGAAAAAAAAUGUUUGUUAUUAUCUUUGGGGUUUGUAAUAUUUAUGUUAUGUUGUAAAUUACAAAAUGAAAAUAUAUCAAUCAUUUUUAUUUAUUUUAA
Macadamia integrifolia is the source of this 1314-nucleotide messenger RNA. Its product is annotated as protein CUP-SHAPED COTYLEDON 3-like. NCBI's taxonomy places the organism in Eukaryota, Viridiplantae, Streptophyta, Magnoliopsida, Proteales, Proteaceae. The record is from RefSeq and is a predicted model, not a curated record. Gene Ontology annotation, molecular function: DNA binding. Gene Ontology annotation, biological process: regulation of DNA-templated transcription. The coding region runs from base 247 to 1095 and encodes 282 amino acids. The transcript is spliced from 3 exons.